This is a messenger RNA of Mucor mucedo, 895 nucleotides long. RefSeq lists its product as uncharacterized. The coding region runs from base 181 to 780 and encodes 199 amino acids. NCBI's taxonomy places the organism in Eukaryota, Fungi, Mucoromycota, Mucoromycetes, Mucorales, Mucoraceae. The transcript has a single exon. The record is from RefSeq and is a predicted model, not a curated record.
UUUUUUUUAUUAUCAACCAACAUAUUUUACAUUAAUAUAAGCAUACAAUAAAAAAAAAGAACUUCUCCUAGUUAUUCAAUGAGAAGUAUUGCCACAACCUAUUCAACACUAUUUUCAACUAUUUCUUCAUUAUUUCAUCCUCCAAUUAUUCUUUCUAAUUAAUUAAAAAUAUUAUCAAAAAUGGCUAAUUUCCCUACUUGGAUCAACAAAAACAAAUCAACAAUCAAUAACAGCUCUAAUCUCUCCCCAAGACAAGUGGCCAAUAAGGCGUAUUCUCUGGCCAUCAAGAAAUUGGAUAAAGAUGAUAAAAGACGAAGACCCCAAUACACUGUACGUGAAAGACUCUUGCUAUCCAACACCAUGACAAGAGCCGAAGAUUUAUUAAACAAGCGCACAAGCCGUCUCAAUCGUAGAGUCUUGGCUGUUGAGCACGAGGAAGAAGUUGUUUCUUCUCCUAUUCAUACUCCUCCUCCACCACCACUUCCUGCCGCAUUAUUACCACCAUCACCAUCACCACCAGUAGCAGCACCUGCACCUGCACCUACACAUGCACCUACACCUGUACCAUCAGUACCUGUGAUGACUGCUCCUACCGCAAUGGCCGUCGUCGUCGUCAAGAAUGAUGAGGUGAUGGUUACACCAGCUCAGAUCAAGCAUAAUGAGUCACGCAUGAUCACUCCAGAACAGAUCGCUGUCUCUUUGGCUGUGGUGGCUGUGGCGGCUUACUCUUCAUUGUCCGCAGAACAAAACACCACCGCAGAUUUUUUCAGUGAUGAGUAAAAUUUCUUAAUUUGAACGUUUGUGUAAGGGAGGAUGAAAAAAUUGCCUUAUAAAGAAUUAUAGUGUAACGGUUUAUUUUUAAAUAAAUUAUAUUUUUAAAAAUAAAAUACUAGAA